Gossypium raimondii (Peruvian cotton) is the source of this 929-nucleotide messenger RNA. RefSeq lists its product as uncharacterized. The transcript has 2 exons. Gene Ontology annotation, molecular function: phosphatidic acid transfer activity. The coding region runs from base 176 to 733 and encodes 185 amino acids. Gene Ontology annotation, cellular component: mitochondrial intermembrane space. Gene Ontology annotation, biological process: phospholipid transport. The record is from RefSeq and is a predicted model, not a curated record. NCBI's taxonomy places the organism in Eukaryota, Viridiplantae, Streptophyta, Magnoliopsida, Malvales, Malvaceae.
AGAAAAUUCAACUCAAAGGCCGGUCAUACAUACUCCAAUCAAAACGACACCGUCAAGGUUCUUAGUACAGGCACUGCCAUCCAUCACCGUCAAUAUCCAACUUUUUCCUCUUUUACAUUUCUCAGAUCUUUUUUAGGGUUUCACUCUCCCCGCUGCUUUUCUUUAUGCAUUCGUGAUGGUGAAAGCAUAUGCGCAAGAGCACAUUUACAAACAUCCGUGGGAGCGAGUAACUUCUGCAUCUUGGCGUAAGUUCGCUGACCCUGAAAACAAGCGUACCUUGUCUCAUAUUCUAGAAGUUGACACAUUGAAUCGCAAACUCGAUCCUCUCUCCGGUAAGCUUUACACUACUCGGGCUCUUACCAUCCAUGCUCCAGGGCCAUGGUUUGUUCGCAAAAUCGUUGGCCAGGACAUCUGCCACUGUGUUGAAUCAACAGUGGUUGAUGCCCAAUCAAAGUCAAUGCAACUUGCAACCCGUAAUGUCAGUCUUCAGAAGUUUAUAGAGGUAGAGGAGAAGAUAAGGUAUGAUCCUCACCCAGAUAAUCCAACAGGAUGGACCAUUUGUCGACAGGAGACUAGCAUUCGUAUUAAGCCAUUAUCAGCUCUGGCAUCCAUGGCUGAGAAAGUGGAGCAACGAUGUGCUGAGAGGUUUAUGCAAAAUAGUGUGAAGGGAAGAGAGGUUAUGGAGAGGAUCUGCAAGUAUCUUGAAGCUGAAUCUAGUGGGAUGGCUCUAUAACUCUGACUUUGUGCACUUGAAGCUUUAAUUGCUUCUCUUACAGAUUAGGAAAUAAGUAACACAAGAAUGCCAAGUUUAACUUUAAUUUUGAAUGCCCUUUUUGGACUUGGUGCAAAUUUUGAUGUAGUCCGUAUCUAGUCUCCUACUAUAGAAGUUUAUGAUAUUAUAAAUGCGGCGGAGCAUUUUGCGGAUAGAA